UGACCAUGGACGCCUCGCGUGGUAGGCACUAGGACCUCGCGGAGCGUUUGAUUGGAGCACAUGGUCCUCGCUCAUAAGACAACACUUCUCUUCAGUAAUUGGCCUGGAAUUGAUGUCAUUCCAGUGGGCGACAGAGACAACAGCAGCCUGUGUGUCUGUCAGUGUUUGUCAUCGCUCUCUUCUUCGUUUUCUCCCCAAUUUCUUUACUUUUUUUUUUUUUUUUUUUUUUUUUUUUUUUCUUUUGCUCUCCUUGCGCGCGCGCGAGCUCUGCAGCUUUCCCCCUUGUGUGAAUGGAGAGAGCGCGCGGAGUUGAAUCAGCUGUCGCCGGGAUUUCCUAAAGCUCCAGCUCAUACACUUGAUCAUAUUUCAGGAAGUCACUUUUAUUUUUUAUUUUAUUUUUUUGUUUUGGGGGGGUGGGGUGGCGGCGGUGGUGGAUCUCUGCACAUCAGCUGUUGUGGUGGAGGACUGUGUGAUUUGUGUGAUGGUUGCGCUGCAGUGAAAACACUUGGGCAGACCCAGUCCAAGCUUCAGCCGGGCAUCAUGAAUCCCUGGAGCCGGCCUCUGAACUUUAUUUUGACAGCACUUCAGGCUUUAUCUGUGUCUGUAUGCGUGUGUGACAGCGUGUUCUCCACAUCUGCUGAAGGGAAUCGUUUGACUGUUCAACACAGACCAACCGCAAAGCAGAAACAUUAUGGGAUUACCGUACCUCUUCAGCUUGUUGGACAAGACUGGAAACCAAUCAGUCAGCUCAAAUCUCAGAGUCAUCCUGCAUCGCUGAAGCUCCUGAUUGAAGCGGAAGGUGAACAGCUGCUCUUGGCUCUGGAGAAAAACGAGGGGCUGUUUGCAAGUAACUAUACAGAAACCCAUUACCUGGAAGAUGGCAGUGCGGUCACAGGCUCUCACAACUUCACGGCAAACUGCUACUACCACGGUGAGGUGGAGGGUCAUGUCAACUCAGAUGUCAGCCUCAGUAUCUGUGCUGGUGUUAAGGGUUUCAUAUCUCUUGAAGGCAAAUCCUAUGUACUGGAACCAUCUGCUGAUCACUCUGAUGGGACUCACUGGAUCUACACAGCUGAACACCUCAAUUUUGCUCCUGGCACCUGUGGCCAUGAUUUCAACAUAUCCCAUCCCAUUGAAUAUGCAGACGGAAGUCCGUUCAGGGCUUUCAGCACAAGGCAUAAACGCCAAGCCCAGAGUACGACCAAGUAUGUGGAGCUGAUCAUUGUGGCUGACAAUAGAGAGUUUCAGAAGCAAGGCAAGGACAUGGAGAAGGUCAAGCAGCGGCUGGCUGAGAUCGCCAAUUACGUGGACAAGUUCUACAGGGCUCUGAAUAUCCGUGUGGCCCUGGUGGGCCUGGAGGUGUGGAAUGAUGUGGACAAGUGUCCCAUCACCCAGGACCCCUUCACGACCUUGCAUGAAUUCCUAGACUGGCGGAAGGUCAAGCUGCUUCCUCAGAAGCCUCAUGAUAACGCCCAGCUGAUCAGUGGGGUCUAUUUCCAGGGCACCACCAUUGGUAUGGCACCCAUCAUGAGUAUGUGCACAGCAGAGCAGUCGGGAGGAAUCGUCAUGGACCAUUCGGACAACCCGCUGGGAGCUGCAGUCACUCUGGCCCACGAGCUCGGACACAACUUUGGAAUGAACCAUGACACGCCUGAAAGGGGGUGUGGCUGCAGAGUGACAGCAGAUCGUGGAGGCUGCAUCAUGACUCCCUCCACUGGGUACCCUUUCCCCACGGUGUUCAGCAGCUGCAGCAAGAAGGACCUGACGGCCAGCUUUGAAAAAGGCGUCGGGAUGUGUCUGUUCAACAUGCCAGAGGUCAAGGUGCUCUAUGGUGGGCAGAAAUGUGGCAAUGGCUACGUGGAGGAGGGAGAAGAGUGUGACUGUGGGGAACUUGAGGAAUGUAUGAAUCCCUGCUGCAAUGCUACUACCUGCACCCUGAAGGGAGAUGCUGUUUGUGCACACGGACAGUGCUGUCAGGACUGUCAGCUGAAACCAGCAGGCACCCCAUGCCGUGAAUCCAGUAACUCUUGUGACCUCCCUGAGUUCUGCACCGGUACAAGCCCUCACUGCCCCUCCAACGUCUACCUGCAUGAUGGCCACACCUGCCACAACGUGGACGGCUACUGUUAUAACGGCAUCUGUCAGACUCACGAACAGCAGUGUAUCACCCUGUGGGGCCAAGGAGCAAAGCCAGCUCCAGGAAUCUGCUUUCAAAGGGUAAACUCUGCAGGAGACCCCUAUGGCAACUGUGGCAAGGACUCCAAAGGCUCCUUUGCCAAAUGUGAAGUGCGAGAUGCUAAAUGUGGCAAAAUCCAGUGUCAAGGAGGAGCUAACCGCCCAGUAAUUGGCACCAACGCUGUUUCCAUAGAAACAAACAUCCCCUUGCAGGAUGGCGGAAGGAUACUGUGCCGAGGUACACAUGUCUACUUGGGUGAUGACAUGCCCGACCCCGGCCUGGUCCUGACGGGGACCAAGUGUGGAGAUGGAAUGAUGUGUCUGAAUCGUCAGUGCCAGAACGUCAGUGUUUUUGGUGUGCAUGAGUGCUCAGCCAAGUGCAGCGGUCGAGGGGUGUGCAACAACAACAAAAACUGUCACUGUGAGGCUCACUGGGCGCCUCCUUUCUGUGACAAGGCAGGUUUGGGAGGGAGCGUGGACAGUGGCCCCAUCAGAUUAGCAGACAGCAGGAAUCUGACAGUGGGCAUCCUUGUUGCUCUCCUCACUGUCCUUGGAGCUGGCCUGAUUAUCUGCAUCAAGAGAAAAACUCUACUGGGGCUGCUGUUCACCAGUAAAAAGAACCCAAUUGAGAAGCUUAGAUCUGUAAGCGCUGCAAUCAGCAGACCCUCCGCUCCUAACCAGCCUCCAUCAGUGAGCACGGCGUCUCCAUCUCGGCCUGCCCCGCCUCUGCCGCACAACGCCACCAUCUUCAAGCCUCCUCAUCAGGGGCCAGAGGCUGCGCUCCCGCCGGCCCCUUACCCCUCCCACAGCCUGCGCAGACUGCCCCAGUGCCCUCCAGUUCACCUCAGCCACCCUGUCCCUCUGUCUCUCACCCUGUCUCUCUCUCCUGGACCUGUACAGCCAAGACCCCCGGUGCCUCCACCUCACAUCCAUGUAGCGCCCAGGGUGGCGUCGUUUCGCAGUGCGUCACGCCAUAACUCCUGCAGGAUGGUCAUGGAGUUGGAGAAACCCAGCCCUCCUCAGAAACCCCUUCCUGCUGAUCCAAGGAGUUCUCGUCCAGUUCGAAGUCCCUCUAGAGUGCAGGGUCACAAAGUAGUCCAAGGGCCUUCUGCUGUUUGUGGUCCUGCACCAGUACAUGGUGUACCCAGACCUGUGCGCCCUGUCCCACAUCCCAAAAGACCGAGUCCCAAGCAACCUCCAACACUACCAAAGCCUUGCAUAAUUGCCAACGUCAAAUACAGCAGUUGAGACUUUGGCCAGAAGGGACAUUGUUGUGAUAAGACACAAAGAAAUUUGCACUAUGAAAACUCUGAAAACCUUACAAAAAAGAUGAUGGCAUCUCUGAGUUUUGAAUCAGGAGAUCUGCCGUGUCCCUUUUGGUGCUCUGUCUCUGAAUGGUGCUACGAGUCUGAGCUCAGGUACAUGUAAAGUAUUUAUAUUCUGUAUUUAUUGCCACGCAGUGCACUGUGCCAGACGCUUUUACUACACGGUAGCAACUUUUGAAUUUUUGUUUGCAUUAGUUUCACACAUUUCUUUUUCUUGUCAACUGAUUUUUUUAUCGAAGAGAGUACCAGGAGGUUUUUUUAAAAAAAUGAAAAGGCGAGAUUGCAGAAAUGUUUUUAUGAAAUGUGUUUUAAUGAAGGGAACCCUUUACGUUAUGGUUUUGUUCUGUACACUACAGAAGACGUUGGAAAAAGAGUAUUGUGCAAUGACAGAUGCAAACAGAGCAAGCUUCAGAAAACAUUUGUAGUUCAUUUGGAACCCAACAGGGGUUUUUCUUAAAGGGUAAUGCCCUUAGCAGCUUUGAGCCAGUCUGACAAGGCUUGAAACAACCACUGGAAAGGAAAAAGUGGUUUUACUGCAACAGUUCUGUAACCGGGGGAAAGAGGGGCUUGUUUUCAGGACAGUUGAAGUUCAGGUCUGUUUCCUCUGCAUUUAUAUUUGGGAAAGGUAACAAGAUAAAUUGUGAAAUGUCACUGAUUUGCCAUUUCUGUUUCAUUAACAAGCCCCAAGAAGCUCACUUGAGGGAUCUGGGUACUGAGGUAUGAACUGAACAAGGAUCUAAAAUGAGCUGAGAUCAAGGAAGCGUUCAUCCCGCAGAGAGAGUAAACUUCUCUGAAAUAUCGCUCUGCUAAAGGUCAUGUGUGUUUUUGAGUAUUUUCCUCCGUGCCUGUCUACACUGAGGACUCUGUGUGAAACUCUGUGAUUAAAUCUAUGGACUUUUUCUUGACGCUGUAAACAGCCAGUGUCUGGCUGCAGUGUUCAUGUGUGGAUAUUUGAAAUCUGUGUGACGGGAAACGACAGAUGCACUUGAAGGACACAUCUGCCACUGAGAUGAAGUUUGGUGGUUACUCGGUGUACACUGAGCCACUAAUAACUGCAGCAGUUAUUCAUUUUCUAUGUUUUUGUACCUUUUUAAUUUCUCUAACGGAGGUUAGUUUUUUUAAAGCCAAUCUACAUGCCUGAUAUAAGCAUCAGCCUAAUUAGAGGACAAGAUAAGAUAGACUUUAAUCAUCCCACACUAGGGAAAUUCACUUCUUACAGUAGCUCAUAUACACAAGGUUGACAAUAAAUUAUUUACAAGUAAGAAAAUAUAUAGAAAAUGUCGUUAAGUCGGGCUGAAGAAGUCUGACAGCUGAUGGACCUGCGGUAGCGCCUCCUUCUGACAUGGUGGGAGUAGCAGUCUGUUGCUGAAAGAGCUGCCUGCACAGUUAUGAUGGAUGUCAGCUUUGUCUAUGGAGUCUAGGGGGCAGUCCAAGACAGAGCUGGCCCUUUUGACCAGUUUGUUGAGUCUUUUCCUGUCUGUUCUCUGUCCCCCUCCCUAGCAGACGACUGCAUAGAAUAACGCAGAUGCCACCACAGGGUCAGAAAAGGUUUUUAAACAGAGUCCUGCACACUCCAAAGGACCUCAGUCUCCUCAGUAAGUGGAGACAAUUUGACCCUCCUUGUACAAGGACGCCUGACCAGUCCAGUUUGUUGUUAAGGUGAACACACAGAUGCUCACCACCAUCUUGGUAUCCAAUCCCUGGAUGUGUUCACGAGUGUGGUCUGAUGGUGGUACUCAUAGUAACUGAACAGUGUUUUAUUCAUUUUGCAGAAUUAUUGUUUUACCGCAUUGCAAUACAGCGUAUAUACAUUCACACCGAGCAGCAGUUUCCUUUAAGCACAGCUCUUCUUCACAAAUAUGUAGGCUAAAAAAAAAAACUGAUUUUGGACUUUUGUUACUUUUGAUACUUUUUAAUACUGCACUAGUUUUACAUCCAUCGCUUUGUUUACUUUGCUUUUUCAAUGUGUCCCAUGUACAAAUAAGACAGUAUCUGAGUCCUGUCACCUGACUGUGCAUCAUGUCCAAAUGUUACAUAUUACGUGUUGUGUUACAGGUGAACACAUUUCCAUAGUGAAUGCUUUCUUUCUUUUUUCUUUUUUUUUUUUAUAUAAUGAUUGUUUGAUACAUCAUAUGUAAAGAAAACACUUGUCUGUUCAUGGUAUUUUGAACACUUCAGCAGUAUUAGUAAAACUGUU
This is a messenger RNA of Larimichthys crocea (large yellow croaker), 5697 nucleotides long. It is a transcript of the gene adam12a, whose product is annotated as ADAM metallopeptidase domain 12a. The transcript is spliced from 23 exons. Bases 61 to 3423 code for a protein of 1120 amino acids. Lineage: Eukaryota; Metazoa; Chordata; Actinopteri; Sciaenidae. Gene Ontology annotation, biological process: proteolysis. The record is from RefSeq and is a predicted model, not a curated record. Gene Ontology annotation, molecular function: metalloendopeptidase activity.